AUGAUCGGGAACUGGUCUCGGAUUCGACGACUGAGUGGAGUGAUCAUGACGGAAACGAAAGAAACGUUUGAAGCCCUAGACGCUCUUAAUGUACAAGAAGUAGAAAUGCGUGGAGCACCAGAAGAAGCAGCGACUUCAGCCCCGCAGAUGGUUGUCGUACACAACAACAUCAGCUUAGAUGCAGGGAGUCUUGCAAAACAGAGCAACAACAUAACUCCUCAACAGCGUACGACGAAGUACCGUCAGCGGUACCGUCGCGAGUGGGAGGACAUUCCUCAUUUCAAAGGAUGGCUCAGCUGUGUGCCGGAGAAUCCAUGCCUCGCUCUCUGCAAGCACUGCAAGAUAACUUUCACAGCGAAAAUCUCCGACAUAAAAUCUCAUUGCAACUCAAAUCGCCACAAGGUCGCCUCGGCCGGAGCAUCGACGAACUUCAAAUACAACAAACGAGUCGUGGGCUCGACGGUGAAAACCACGGGUGUCCCAUCGCUGGACGCCACAAAUGUCGUCUCCAUGUACAAAGAACUCGCGCGAGUUCCCCAACCCAUUGACGCCUAUGCCUGCUAUCAGAACGAUGCCCGAACCCUUCACCUGACGACGACGUGGCAGACCACCGACACGGAACUCGAAGAGAAAGUAACCUUCAUGCGACACCACACUUCAGCUCUCGAUGUUCAAGGGCCUCUCGCGUUCCAGCAAGUCGGCCAUGCUCAAGAUAUCGGGAAUGAAUCAGUGAUCACGAUAUCGACGAGUGGCACGUUCCGGGCUGUCCUGAAGGACCUCGUACGCAACGGCGUCACGAAGCAGUACAUUGAAAUUUGGGAUUCCACGACGAAACUGGACUGUCUAGAUCUGGACAACGCCGGAAUGCAUGGCCAGGUCUACCGGAAAGGCACCUUCUUCGCGUUCCAAUGGGGAAACGUCGAGAAUAAGCUACUGUACAUUGCGGAGAAAAAAGCUGCGAAGAAAGAGUCCUACUUCACUCGAAAGUUCGCGCUCGACACCGAGCGAGGAACCGAGUAUCAAUUCGAAGAGAACUUCGGAGAGCAACUCGAGGGAGCCUCGUCACCAAUCAUCUGUAUUUUGAAUAUAAACAACAUGACAAUCACGACCAUCCAAGAUUUUCCGGAGGGCUGCACGCCAGCUCAGGCCAUAUGGGCUCCAGACGAUUCAGGUAUCGUGUUUGUGGGGUACCAGAACUACGCCUAUAAGUUGGGGCUGACCCAUCAUUCGAAUCGACAUUCGAAACUCUACCUGUACGACAUGGAAAGUCACGCUUUUUGCACCAUCGGUGAGACCGAUAAGGCAAUCUACUCGCCGCGCUUCAGUCCAGACGGUUCCACGCUCGUGUAUCUCCAAAACGAAAUCGGUGGUCCUCACAGCCAAAGUUGCCAACUCAUGAAAUGCAGUUGGGACAAGAAGGACAUUCUGCUCAUCGUGGACACCAUACACAGUCCUCAAACAAACGACUUCCCGGGACUCUACAUCGAUGAGCUCCCGAAGCACUGUUGGUCUAACGAUAACACCACCGUAGUUGUGUCAUCUGUGUGGCACUCGAAAGUCGAACUCCUGGCUGUAAACACGGUCAGUGGCGAUCUGAUCAAGCUCAGUCGAGACGAAACCGUCGGGAGAUGGCAGGUUUUGUUCGUCAGAGACAGCAUCGUGAUCGCGGCUCUCUCAUCUCUCAACGCUACACCUCAAGUAGUUGUCGGUGUACUCACCGCUGAAGGCUCGGUCAACUACUGGACUCCGAUCGACUCCGAGGACGCGAAAGUCACCGGAAUCUGUUGGUAUAUCCUGCAGUUUGCACCCCCUGACGAGAGUCACCAAGUUUUCGAAGCCACGCUGAUCACGCCGAAGAGCGAGAAGGACUUGCCGCUCAUCGUGUGGCCGCAUGGUGGACCCCAUUGCAGUUUCCAUGCGGGCUAUCAAGUUUGGCCGAUUCUCUUUGUGAAAUGCGGAUUCGCAGUUCUGCUCGUGAACUACCGGGGCUCAAUAGGCUUCGGAGAAGAAAAUCUUCGCUCUCUGGCGGGUAAAAUAGGACAACAGGACGUCUUCGAUGUCCAAUGCGCGGCCGAAGUCACUGCUCAGAGAGAAGAAAUCGAUCCGACGAAGAUCGUCAUCUUCGGGGGAAGUCACGGCGGUUUCCUAGCCGCUCACGCCAUCGGCCAAUAUCCGGAGUUUUACAAGGCCGCCGCGAUGCGGAACCCGGUCAUAGAUCUGGCGAUGUGUAACCCAUCCGAUGUUCCCGAUUGGUUCUGGUACGAAUCUGGCUUAUCCGGAGACUUCGUCUUCGACAACGUCCCAGACGGAGACGACUUGAAAACAAUGUGGAUGAAGAGUCCCGCUAGACACAUGAACAAGAUAAUCGCACCCACCCUCGUCCUCCUCGGAAAAGCCGAUCGUCGCGUCGACAUGUGUCACGGCUUGAAGUUAUUCAAGCAUCUCAAGAGUCGCGGAAUAACGACGAGGUGCAACGUCUACGAUGAUAAUCACGACCUCGCCAAACCAGCCCACGACGCCGACUGUUUCGUCAACACUGUGCUUUGGUUCAAGAAGCAUAUUUCGUCGGCAUCAACGUCUUCAACAUGA
Messenger RNA from Galendromus occidentalis (western predatory mite), 2589 nucleotides. Its product is annotated as lethal (2) 05714. The transcript is spliced from 10 exons. Lineage: Eukaryota; Metazoa; Arthropoda; Arachnida; Mesostigmata; Phytoseiidae. Gene Ontology annotation, biological process: proteolysis. Gene Ontology annotation, molecular function: serine-type endopeptidase activity. The record is from RefSeq and is a predicted model, not a curated record. Bases 1 to 2589 code for a protein of 862 amino acids.